CACUGGUUAGCUGAUGCGGCGCUGUCAGGGCCUUGCAUCACCUCCAGACUCCUGGCAGAGGCGUGCACGCGGUUUCUUGUGAGGCGCGCCGGCCCGGGGACCCCUCAGCAGCAUAAUGGUUCAACAAGUUCCAGAAAACAUCAAUUUUCCUGCCGAAGAAGAGAAAACCUUGCAGUUCUGGUUCAAAUUUAACUGUUUUCAAGAAUGCAUAAAGCAAUCAAAACAUAGGCCUAGAUUUACCUUCUAUGAUGGCCCUCCUUUUGCAACUGGACUGCCUCACUAUGGACAUAUACUUGCAGGGACAAUUAAAGACAUUGUUACAAGAUAUGCUCACCAGAGUGGGUUUCACGUUGACAGAAGAUUUGGAUGGGAUUGUCAUGGCUUACCUGUGGAAUAUGAAAUUGAUAAGACUCUGGGAAUCAGAGGACCAGAGGAUGUAACCAAAAUGGGGAUUGUGGAGUAUAACAAUCAAUGCCGAGCAAUUGUGAUGAGAUAUUCUACUGAGUGGAAGUCUACUGUUACCAGACUUGGUCGAUGGAUUGACUUUGACAAUGACUAUAAAACUCUGUAUCCUCAAUUCAUGGAAUCUGUCUGGUGGGUCUUCAAGCAACUCUAUGAUAAAGGCCUUAUUUAUAGAGGUGUGAAAGUCAUGCCUUUCUCUACGGCGUGCAACACUCCACUUUCCAAUUUCGAAUCUCACCAGAAUUACAAGGAUGUUCAAGAUCCUUCAGUAUUUGUAACUUUCCCUUUGGAGGAAGAUGAAAAUACAUCUUUGGUUGCUUGGACAACUACUCCCUGGACCCUACCUAGUAACCUUGCCCUGUGUGUUAAUCCAGAUAUGCAAUAUGUGACAAUUAAAGAUGCUGUCAGAGGAAAAUUAUUCAUUUUAAUGGAAGCCAGAUUAUCAGCCCUCUAUAAAUUGGAGAGUGACUAUGAGAUCCUUGAAAGAUUUCCUGGUGCCUCUCUCAAAGGCAAAAAAUACAGGCCCCUGUUUGACUACUUUUUGAAGUGUAAAGAGAAUGGUGCUUUUACUGUGCUUGUUGACAACUACGUGAAGGAGGAAGAAGGCACCGGGGUUGUACACCAAGCUCCUUACUUCGGUGCUGAUGACUAUCGGGUCUGUAUGGACUUCAAUGUCAUUCAGAAAGACUCUGUCCCUGUUUGCCCUGUGGAUGCUUCAGGCUGUUUCACAGCCGAAGUGACAGAUUUCGUGGGACAAUAUGUGAAGGACGCUGACAAAAAUAUCAUCAGGACCCUGAAGGAACAAGGCCGACUUCUUGUUGCCACCACCUUCACUCACAACUACCCUUUCUGCUGGAGGUCUGACACCCCCCUCAUUUACAAGGCAGUGCCCAGCUGGUUCGUGCGGGUGGAGCACAUGGUAGGCCAGCUGCUGAGGAACAAUGACCAGUGCUACUGGGUCCCAGAGUUUGUGCGAGAAAAGCGAUUUGGAAAUUGGCUGAAAGAUGCACAUGACUGGGCAAUUUCUAGAAACAGAUACUGGGGCACCCCUAUCCCGCUGUGGGUCAGCGAGGACUUCGAAGAGGUGGUAUGCGUUGGGUCAACAGCAGAACUUGAAGAACUGUCGGGAGCAAAGGUCUCAGAUCUCCACAGAGAGAGCAUCGACCAUCUGACUAUUCCUUCACGUUGUGGGAAGGGAUCGUUGCAUCGUAUCUCUGAAGUGUUUGACUGUUGGUUCGAGAGUGGCAGCAUGCCCUAUGCUCAAGUUCAUUAUCCAUUUGAAAACAAGAGGGAGUUUGAGGAGGCGUUUCCUGCAGACUUCAUUGCUGAAGGCAUUGACCAAACCAGAGGAUGGUUUUACACCCUGCUUGUGCUCUCCACAGCUCUGUUUGGACAGCCGCCUUUCAGGAACGUGAUUGUGAACGGGCUCGUCCUCGCGAGUGACGGCCAAAAAAUGAGCAAACGAAAAAAGAAUUAUCCAGAUCCACUUUCAAUCAUCCAUAAAUAUGGUGCUGAUGCCCUCAGAUUAUAUCUGAUUAACUCCCCGGUAGUGAGAGCAGAAAACCUCCGUUUUAAGGAGGAGGGUGUGCGCGACGUCCUGAAGGACGUGCUGCUCCCCUGGUACAACGCCUAUCGCUUCUUCAUCCAGAACAUCCUGAGGCUGCAGAAGGAGGAAGAAAUGGAAUUCCUCUACAAUGAGAACACAGUUAAAGAAAGUGCCAACAUCACAGACCGAUGGGUCCUGUCCUUCAUGCAGUCGCUAAUUGGAUUCUUUAAGACCGAAAUGACAGCUUACAGGCUCUAUACUGUGGUGCCUCGCCUCGUCAAGUUUGUGGAUGUUCUGACCAAUUGGUAUGUCAGAAUGAACCGCAGAAGAUUAAAGGGUGAAAAUGGGAUGGAGGAUUGUGUUAUGGCCCUGGAGACCUUGUUUAGUGUACUGUUCUCUCUGUGCAGACUUAUGGCACCUUAUACACCUUUUCUUACUGAAUUGAUGUACCAGAAUCUAAAAGUGCUGAUCGACCCGGUUUCUGUCCAGAACAAGGACACACUCAGCAUCCACUACCUCAUGCUGCCCCAUGUUCGAGAGGAACUGAUUGACAAGAAAACUGAGAGUUCAGUAUCUCGAAUGCAGUCUGUGAUUGAACUUGGGCGAGUGAUUCGAGACCGCAAAACUCUUCCAAUAAAGUAUCCUUUGAAAGAAAUUGUGGUUAUCCAUCAAGAUCCAGAAGCUCUUAAUGAUAUCAGGUCUUUGGAGAAGUAUAUCAUUGAGGAAUUAAAUGUUCGAAAAGUUACACUGUCUACAGAUAAAACUAAGUAUGGUAUUCGCCUAAGGGCAGAACCGGAUCACAUGGUCUUGGGGAAGCGUCUGAAGGGAGCCUUCAAGGCGGUGAUGGCAUGCGUCAAGCAGCUGACCAGUGAGGAGCUGGAGCAGUUCCAGAAGAGUGGGACCAUUGUUGUGGGAGGCCAUGAAUUGCAUGAGGAAGACAUUCGUCUCAUGUACACCUUUGAUCAGGCACCAGAUGGGAUGGUGCAGUUUGAAGCACAUUCGGAUGCUCAGGUUUUGGUUCUCUUAGAUGUCAGCCCUGAUCAGUCAAUGGUGGAUGAAGGGAUGGCUCGGGAAGUCAUCAAUCGCAUCCAGAAACUUCGCAAAAAGUGCAAUGUGGUUCCAACUGAUGAAAUAAUAGUUUAUUACACAGCAAAGUCUGAAGGAAAGUAUCUAAAUACCAUUAUUGAAAGCCACACGGAGUUCAUAUGUGCCACCAUAAAAGCUCCCUUGAAACCAUAUCCAGUUCCUCCAUCAGAUAAAAUCCUUAUUCAAGAAAAAAUGCAGUUAAAGGGGUCUGACCUGGAAAUUACACUCACCAGAGGAUCAUCCGAGCCUGGCCCUGCUUGUGCAUAUGUCAAUCUUAACAUUUGUACACAUGGCAGUGAACAAGGUAAGAGUGCGUGAAUUCCAUGGUUUGUACUCUAUU
Messenger RNA from Hipposideros armiger (great roundleaf bat), 3434 nucleotides. It is a transcript of the gene IARS1, whose product is annotated as isoleucyl-tRNA synthetase 1. The coding region runs from base 116 to 3412 and encodes 1098 amino acids. Gene Ontology annotation, molecular function: ATP binding; tRNA binding; isoleucine-tRNA ligase activity. Gene Ontology annotation, biological process: isoleucyl-tRNA aminoacylation. The transcript is spliced from 30 exons. Lineage: Eukaryota; Metazoa; Chordata; Mammalia; Chiroptera; Hipposideridae. The record is from RefSeq and is a predicted model, not a curated record.